UGGAUCAAUCUAUCUCUGUCCUCCUACUACUACGACUACUACUGCCUCUGUCACCACUGUUCCCUUUGUAAAUCCCGUCCUACCUCUCUUUCUCUCUCUUCAAUUUCGUAGAGAGAGAAGUCAGACAUAAAGGGUCACCUCAUUUUCAACUUUCAAGCUUUGAAUUCUCUAAACCCCAUUAUCUUCAUCAAUUCCCUCAACCGUUUUCCACCACCAUUAUCCUGUUUUCAAAGGUUUUUGUACACUUUUGGGGUUGUGUGAAUGGAGUCUCCAAAUGGGGUUCCUGUUGAGGAAUGUAAGAACAAUGGUGUCACUGAGAAUGGAACUGAUGAGAAACCCAUUGUGGAAGAAUUGAGUUUGAAUCAGAAUGUUGUAAAUGAUGGAAAGGUUUCUGAAUCUAAUCUGGAAUCGAAGAAUGUGGUAAAGUCUGAUUCUUUAAAGGGGUCUAAGACCAAAUCUGGUGGUCCAAAGAGAUCCAAGACUGGUGGGAUUGAGAUCUCAAAAGUUUCUAAGGAAUCUGCUGCUAUCAAGAAGGUGACUGAGCAAGCUAAUGUGAAGAGUGGAGUGUCGUCUCUUCGGAAGAAGAAGCCGAGCUUAAGUCAAAGUCUCUCGUUCCCAUCGAAAGUCGCUCAUGGCAAUCCGCUGAAGAAAAGCCUUGAUGUUACCCCUGCGAAAUCAAAUUCCAAGCAAUCAUCACUAGUAAAUGGGAAAAAGUCCAAUGCAUCUUCUUCUGAAGCAUCACUGAUUACGGAAUCUGUAAUGGAUCCUUCAAAUGGCCAAACGUCGAAUGAAGUUACUUCAAAGGAGACAAAUGCGAAAAAGAGUGGGAUAUCUGCUAAGAAACCAUCAACUGUGUCUGCUCCGAUCAUUAAGCGCUCUGUGUCAGCAAAAUCUGUUUCAAAGACUGCAAAUGCUAAUGGUCAUGUCUCCGAAUCCUCUAUAGUUGUUGAUGUAUGUCCGAAGCCUGAAAAAGAAGUGUUUCCUGAGGUCGAAGAUAGCGAUGAUUCCAAGGAUUCAAAUCAGAACCAAGAUGAUACUUCAUCGAAGAAGAGUUGUACCUCUGGAUUUGCCUUUAGGUUGGAUGAACGUGCUGAAAAACGAAGAGAGGUAUUCAUGAAUUUCAAUAUGAAAAUUGAAGAGAAGAUCCAUGCCAAAGAGGAAGAAAAAAACAACUUGCAGGCCAUGUCUAAGGAGAGCCAGGAGGCAGAGAUCAAGCGACUGAGGAAGAGCUUAAAUUUCAAAGCUGCGCCAAUGCCAAAUUUCUAUAAAGAACCUCCGCCAAAAAUCGAAAUAAAAAAGAUACCAACAACACGUGCCAAAUCUCCAAAGCUUGGGAGAAACAAGAGCCCAGUUGCAGCAAAUACUGCAGCAUCUGAAGGAGGUGCAGCUUGUGUUAGCCCCCGUGUGAGCAAUGUGGUGAAAAGAGCUCAUGUAAAUGGUGAGAGAAAUGCUGAUUCUUCUACUCAAAAAUCUGCUAAGAAAUCCCAAUCAAAGCUUCAACCUCGAGAAUCUGGUACUACUAAAAGCGAAGAGAAGAAUGUUAAAUCUAAAACAAAGAAAAAGGAAGUGAUAACCGAAAAUGAUAAAGCAAGUGGUGAGGUGACAGAAGAGACCCAAAGUUCACCUCAAAUUCCUUUCGAGGUUGCCGAGGAAGCGAAACAAGUCUCACCGAUGGAAAUCUCAAAGGACAAUGGAGUAAUAGAAAAUGCUAACAGAAGCGAGGCCAUAUCCAGUGAAAUCAUGGUUGGGGGUUGAGGAAGAGUUUAGCGCGGAAACUGCCUGAGGUUGAUGCAGUUGUAAAAAGAAUUGCUUUUGUAUAUGGAGAGUUGUAUAUCGUUUAUUAAUUUGAUAUGUUGAAGGGGGGAAGAAGAAGAUGAGAAAUGUAUGUAUUGGCACCUAAAAAGGUCAAAUACAUUGUUUGUCUUUGGUUUUUUUUUUUUCUGUUCAUUUAUAUCAUAGUUUUUGGGUAAACUAUCUAAUCCUUUGGUUUGGUUUUCCCUUUAAACACUAGAAAAUAUGAUUAUCAGAAUACAUUCAGACC
Spinacia oleracea (spinach) is the source of this 2041-nucleotide messenger RNA. RefSeq names its product protein WVD2-like 4. The coding region runs from base 262 to 1755 and encodes 497 amino acids. The record is from RefSeq and is a predicted model, not a curated record. The transcript is spliced from 9 exons. Gene Ontology annotation, biological process: microtubule cytoskeleton organization. Gene Ontology annotation, molecular function: microtubule binding. NCBI's taxonomy places the organism in Eukaryota, Viridiplantae, Streptophyta, Magnoliopsida, Caryophyllales, Amaranthaceae.